GCGUCAGGAGGAGGUCGUUUCAGGAGGUGCAGUCAGGUUGAGGUUAGAGGGGGUUAUACAAUAACACACUUCUUCUCACUGUUUUCUCCCUGAUCCAGAACCAUGAAUCCCGAUAUCCUAAAAGAGCGGCAAAAAGCCACUUUUGACGUCGAAAAACUCACCAACAUUUUGGACGGCGGCGCCGAGAAGACCACAAGAAGACGAGAAAUUGAAUCAAUGGUCCUCAGCGACCCGGACUUUCAGGAGGAAGACCCAAACUUCCUGUCCCGCAGCGAGCGCUAUGACCAGGCUAUUAGAAAGAGUGCCCAAAUGAUCCUGAAGCUCAGAGAGUAUGGCAUUGCAGACCCGGAGGAGAUCUACUGCUAUAAGAGUAUGGUUGGAGGCAACCACAUUGAGGCAGUGGGGCUGCACUUUGUCAUGUUCCUCCCAACCCUGUACAGCCAGUGUGACCCUCAGCAGUCCAGGAAAUGGUUACCUCUGGCAGAGUCCUUCCAGGCCGUGGGCACAUACGCCCAAACUGAGAUGGGUCACGGUACCCACCUCAGAGGACUGGAGACCACCGCCACAUAUGAUCCAGCCACACAGGAGUUUGUCAUGAACAGUCCCACAGUCAGCUCCAUCAAAUGGUGGCCGGGAGGACUUGGAAAGACCUCAAACCAUGCCAUAGUCCUAGCCCAGCUUUAUACUCAGGGAAAGUGCCAUGGCCUGCACGCAUUCAUCGUAAACAUCCGUGAUAUGAGCACACAUCAACCGCUUCCAGGUAUUGUGGUUGGAGACAUUGGCCCCAAGUUUGGCUUUAAUGAAGUUGACAACGGCUUCCUUAAACUAGAGAACGUACGAAUCCCUCGGGAUAACAUGCUGAUGAAAUACGCCAAGGUGGAGCCAGAUGGAACUUAUCUGAAGCCGCCCAGUGCCAAGCUGACUUACGGCACCAUGGUUUUCGUACGCUCCAUGAUCGUACGCGAGUCAGCUCGGGCCCUCUCCAAGGCCUGCACCAUCGCCAUCCGUUACAGUGCCGUUCGUCACCAGUCUGAAAUGCGGCCGGGAGAGCCAGAGCCCCAGAUCAUCGACUACCAGACGCAGCAGUAUAAGCUGUUCCCUCUGCUGGCUAUGGCCUAUGCCUUCAGUUCUGUCGGACAGUACAUGUACCAGACCUACCACCGCAUCACUGGAGACAUCAACCAGGGGGACUUCAGUGAACUGCCUGAGCUCCAUGCCUUGUCCGCGGGUCUGAAGGCCUUCACCACAUGGGAAACUAACGCCGCCAUCGAGGUUUGCCGCAUGUCAUGCGGUGGACACGGCUACUCUCGCAGCAGCGCCUUGCCAGACAUUUACGUCUCGUUCACCCCCACCUGCACCUAUGAGGGAGAAAACACAGUCAUGAUGCUGCAGACCGCAAGAUACCUGGUGAAGAGCUACCGUCAGGCCAAAGAAGGCCAGCAGCUGAGCGGCAUUGUGUCGUACUUGAAUGAAGCAGACCAUCGGAGAGUCCAGCCCCAGCCUGUCGCUGCAAGACCAACCGUGGUGGACAUCAAUGACCUGGCUAGCCUGGUGGAGAUCUACAAACUACGAGCUGCCACUCUAGUGGAGCUGGCAGCUAAGAGCAUCCAGCAGGAGCUGCAGCGCAGGAAGAGUCAGGAGGAUGCCUGGAACAACAGCGCUAUCGACCUGGUCAGAGCCUCAGAUGCUCACUGUCACUAUGUUGUUGUGAAGCUCUUCACUGACAAGCUGGGUGAGAUCGGCGACACGGCCAUACACUCAGUGCUGUCAACCCUGGCUCUGCUCUACGCUCUCAAUGGCAUCACAAAGAACUCUGGAGACUUCCUACAGGCUGGACUGAUAAAUGUGCCCCAGGUGCUGCAGAUUUCUGUCCGUAUUAAGGAGCUGCUGUCUCAGCUGAGGCCCAACGCUGUGGCGCUGGUAGAUGCCUUUGAUAUCCAUGACAAGAAGCUGAAUUCAGUCCUGGGACGAUACGACGGGAACGUUUACGAGAACAUGUUCGAAUGGGCUCGCCGUUCACCCCUAAACUCCACAGAGGUCCAUGAGUCUUUCCACAAGUACCUGAAGCCCCUGCGGUCCAAACUGUGAGCCGACCCUCGCACCUUGAUUUCCUGGCUGUGACCCUUCAACACAGCUAAAAUAGGCACAAUCUUAACCAGGGGUGUAACGGUACAGAGAAUUCAUGGUUCGGUACGUUUUUCAGUAGAGCAGAAAAAAAAAGAAAGGUAGAAAACAACAUUUUGGUCCUUUUUUAUUUUCAAAAAUGUAAAUAUCCAACAACGGCUCAUUGGACAAAACUAUUACUGAAACAGUUUAGUUGUGCUGUAGUGGAAAACAACCUGGGACACCUGCUUACAGCUGAUUUAUGGUCUAACUGUAUAUAAAGUAGUUGAAAUUAGCUCCAGCAGCUACAACAGUAACAUGCUGCUCACA
Messenger RNA from Thunnus maccoyii (southern bluefin tuna), 2433 nucleotides. It is a transcript of the gene acox1, whose product is annotated as acyl-CoA oxidase 1, palmitoyl. The transcript has 14 exons. Gene Ontology annotation, cellular component: peroxisome. Lineage: Eukaryota; Metazoa; Chordata; Actinopteri; Scombriformes; Scombridae. Gene Ontology annotation, biological process: very long-chain fatty acid metabolic process; fatty acid beta-oxidation using acyl-CoA oxidase; lipid homeostasis. The coding region runs from base 103 to 2088 and encodes 661 amino acids. Gene Ontology annotation, molecular function: FAD binding; fatty acid binding. The record is from RefSeq and is a predicted model, not a curated record.